Messenger RNA from Penaeus chinensis, 529 nucleotides. Its product is annotated as pro-resilin-like. The coding region runs from base 25 to 402 and encodes 125 amino acids. The transcript has 2 exons. NCBI's taxonomy places the organism in Eukaryota, Metazoa, Arthropoda, Malacostraca, Decapoda, Penaeidae. Gene Ontology annotation, cellular component: extracellular matrix. The record is from RefSeq and is a predicted model, not a curated record.
UCUCAUUAUAUUUCACCUUACAUCAUGGUAUUCAAGGCACUUGUACUGGCCGCCCUUUCGGUCGCCGCCAUCGCCCUUCCUGAUAGUCACCCUACAUAUGGAUACCCUGCCCCUACUCCAGCUUAUCCACCCGCUAAAUACGACUUCAACUACGCCGUAAAUGACCCACCAUCUGGUAACGACUUCGGACAUCAGGAAGCCCGUGAUGGCGACAACACGCAAGGAUCCUACUACGUCCUGCUUCCCGACGGUCGUCUGCAGAGAGUUACCUACAAUGUGAACGGCGACUCCGGUUACGUGGCUGAUGUCACCUAUGAGGGAGAGGCUCAGUAUCCCACCCCAAAGGCCUCCUAUGGGCCUCCUCAGCCUUCCUACAAGCCACCUACCCCUUCCUACGCUUAAGGAGAACCAGUGACAUUUAUUGAUCUUGGGUCUUUGUAUAUUUGAAACACAAAAUAGAUUUCACCCAAAGUAGCAUCCUUUCAUGAAUUAGAUUAUACGUAAUAAAUAGUUUAACCGCUGUUUAAAA